Molecule: messenger RNA, 4202 nt
Organism: Acanthaster planci (crown-of-thorns starfish)
Lineage: Eukaryota; Metazoa; Echinodermata; Asteroidea; Valvatida; Acanthasteridae
Gene: snx17
Product: sorting nexin 17
Biological process (GO): signal transduction; endocytic recycling; intracellular protein transport
Cellular component (GO): early endosome
Molecular function (GO): phosphatidylinositol binding
Source: RefSeq, a predicted model, not a curated record
ACGGCCGGUGACACGUGACUUUUGACCGCUGAUAUGACAUUGACUGUCUUGGUCAAGAAAUUGACAACAAAUUCUACUUUUUAAAUACCAUUGUGAAAAUUAUUGUUGAAAAUUGAACACUUGUACAUUUUGCUGGUGAUUUUUAAAUUGCUGGUAUUUACUUAAUCAACUGAAAAUUUCGUUCAUUGUACAGUACUAGCCUAAAUGCUAGCCACAAAAGUGGAACCUGGAGGUACAAUUAUACAAGUAUAAAUGUAACUAAAGUUGUGCUCGUAAUCAAACUUCACUGAAACUAUAAUAAACGCCCAUCGUGGGCUGUAUGUAAAAGUGGCAUCUUUAUUGAGCUCUCGUUGAUAUGCAUGUAAUUGUUGAUGUUUACUACUAGAUGCACGGUAUUUGCUUUGAGGCAUAGUGCGUCACAAAAAAUUUCGUCAGCAGCGAGUGUGAGGAAAGAAGACCAGCGCCAUAGCCCCGCCCCCAGGUCCAGCGUACGACCAGGCUAAAUCACCAGCUCAUUUGGCCGAACUGUUCCCUUGAUAAACAAGAACAAAUCAUGCACUUCUCAAUCCCUGACACUCAAGAUAUUAACGAGGGGAAUAGUAAUUAUACCAGUUACAAUCUUCAUGUGAAUGGUGUUUUCCACUGCUCACUGCGUUUCUCCCAGCUUCAUGACUUUCAGGAGCAAGUCAAAAAGGAAUUCGGUACAUCCUUCUUAGGAACCCACAAGUUCCCUCCAAAGAAGCUGCUACCACUAACGCCGUCACAAGUGGAAGAAAGAAGACAAAAACUGGAGAAAUACAUUCAACUCGUCAGUCAAGAUCAGAAGAUUGCCAAUAGUGACCUCUUCAAUGGCUUCCUGCUUAGUGCCCAAAAAGAAACUCGGCGUGAGACCCCCAUGGAAGCCAAACUUGAUGUGUACCUGAUGAACGGACACAAGAUUACUGUCAACAUUAUGUCAACAGACCAGACUGAUGAUGUGUUAGAGGUUGUUGCAUCUGAGAUUGGUUUAAAGUCAGACUUUGUUUACUACUUCGCUUUGUUCCUUGUCAUGAAAGACGAAGAUGAUGAACGAGGAACAAUUGUUCGUCGUGUACAAGAUUUUGAAUCACCUUUUAUCUCUCUGAAGUCUGCUGUUGGCAAGAACAAGAUUGUCCUCCGCAAGAAUUACUGGGAUGCCACAUAUGACGAUGAUUUGAUACAGGACAGUGUAGGCCUUCAGCUUUUAUAUGUACAGGUGCUUAGUGAUAUUGAGAGAGGAUGGGUGCAAGCCAGCAUGGAUCAGAUCAAGAGAUUGGAAACACUCAAAGCUAAGGGUUCACGCAAGGAGUAUUUGCAGUUUGCCAGGACACUGAAGGACUAUGGUUUCAUCCAAUUCAAGCCUUGUGUGGUUGAUUACCCAGCACCCAACACACCAGCUGUUAUCAGUGCUGGAAACCGAGAGUUGGUCUUCAGACUUCGAUUAGAGGACGGGGCAAUUAAAGAAGGCACCUUCAAGAUAACACGUAUGAGAUGUUGGAGAAUUACCUCAGUCAACCAAGGGGAUGAUGCCAAGGUUGACCCAACCCACCUGGAGCUAGCCUUUGAAUACCUCAUUGGCAGAAACAAACUGCAGUGGAUCACAAUGACGAGUGACCAGGCUAUCCUGAUCAGCCUCUGCCUGCAAGACAUGGUAGAUGAACUACUACUGAAGAAGAGAGGGGGUCGUAUUAAGAAGCCACAAGACAGAGUGAAAGGACCAGAGAGGCAGUUUAAGGCCAAAGAUGGUGGAGUCAUUGUGGCCUCUUCAACCUCUACCCCAGGGCAGUCUGAUCCCACCACACCACCACAGACUUCCACAGACACAAGUCCAUCUAAGACAUCCAAGACUAAGGGAUCCGUCAAGAAAAUCUCAGACAAGUUACAGUCAGUCGUCGUAUCACCGAAGCAGAGUACACCAAAAUCAGUGGUCGAGAAUGACAUCUUUGAUGCAGGAAUUGGCGAAGAUGACUUGUAGAAGUCUACUCAAGAGUUGUAGCAACAGAUGCUGUGAAAGGCUUGCGAUCAGGGCACAAGAUGGCUCACUUGUGUAUUUUUGCAUGUAAGAUUUUAUGUUUUCAGUGUGUCCAGAUUUCAAACACUCAUUGCUUACUGUAUAAUUCUACUUGUACAUGCAUGUAUAUGGCUCUAUGAGUCUACAGAAAGUGUUCUCUACUUAAGUGAUGUAAGCAAGCAUUAUUAUUGCAUGUUGGAUACAGCUUGCCAUCAAGGGGAAAGAAAUAUAAAAGACUAGAAGUUCUUUCUUUGUUUUCAUGUGUUCAGAAGUGGCAAGUGGUAAAGGCAUCCUGUGGCUUCUACAAAAUGUUGGUGUAUUUUUGUAUUUUAUUGUAAAUUACCUUGAGAACUUUUGUGUUACAUACAACCGAAUGUUCUGUUCCGAAACUUGAUUUCCACCGUAUUGUUCAAGUACGCCUAGCAUUAAUACAGGCAUUAUGUUCUUGACAGAGUAAUAACUGAUUUUUCCUGCCACAUCAGCUCACAGAUUUUAAGUACUAAAAAGUAAUGUUUGGAAAUCUUUAGAUUUAUCUGCAGUAAAGCACAACUGUUUUCAUUUUAUGCCUAUCACUUGUAUAAACUAGGGACUGAAAUAAGACUUUGUCCAAAAGCGGCCAUUGCCACUAGCUUGUGGCUAGUUGCAAUUAUUCCCCAUACACUGGGAUAACUCCUAGCAUGAUUAAUUAAUUUAGAUACAGCUUAAUUCUUUUGGAGUGACAUGAUACACACUUGAGUUAUUUGUCCCCUCAAAUCAUGGUCAAAAGAUAAGUCUUCCAGUCAUUGCCGAUGUCUUGCUGCAUGCUUCAACAAAUCAUCAAAAGUCACAAUUUGCAUGACUGUUUUGUAUCGUUUUUAGUGAUUUCAUCCAGGUAUCUGCUGUCAUGCUAAAUGCCACCAGAGUUCUGUUGGAUUUGGUGAAAUUCAUAUGUAAAUGUUGAAUAUAAUAGUAAUUACUGGAGGAAUCCAAACUAUAGUGUAGGGAUGAAAGCAAGGUUUUUGAGAACCAGAAUUUUGACAUUUUAGAUAUCUGAAACUUUGUACAUGAAGCAGAAAAUGGACUCGGACACCUUGUAAAAGGCUGUCUAAAAGAAGGCCAGAAGCUGAAGAGAAAUGAUCAGGGAUUUUAAAACUGGAGUUUUUAAGUGGCCAUAAGUUAAGGUAUAUAGAUUAGAGAAGCAGAAGAGAAAAGAGGCCAAAUGCAGCCCAUGUUGAAGUUUUGAAGGCAUGACCAAAACAUUAGUUUUGUGCCCAACAGAGGAUGUCCACCGAAAAUCAUGUACAAAAUACCUUGAUACAUAUUCGAAAAAGUAUCAUAAGCACUAUUUUUCAAGGAAAGGGCGAGUUUCCAUUUCAAGAAAUUGACCGUUUGGCUUCCAUAUAUUUAUUUUUUGUAUUCGCAUAUACCUUUAAGGCAAUAAGGAGAUGUUUCAAUAGAACUCUCUUCCAAAUUAUUUCUCAUUGGAAUUUGUCAUCUCAGCACAGGAUAUAAACUGCUCAAUACUGAGAAGUUGUAUUGGCAAGUGAUUUUUAUAAUUAAAGCCAAGCACUAAAACAAUCACCAAAUAUCUGGCUAGUAUUUUUAUUCAUAUAUUGCACAUAGAAUUGCUCAUAUUGUAAAGUGUAUCAUUCCUGUUUUGUUCAGAGUGAUUCUGCAUUUAUUUGUAUCAGUAACUGGCAAAGCAAAAGUCACUGCAAAAAUAAUACAUCACUAAAUUACAUAAAUGGAUUUGGAGGACAUCAAAGUCCCUAUGGCUAAAUUUGCAAUUGUAUACAAGGUUAGGCAAAACCAAACAACUUUUAAGUGGAACAAUAAAUGAAGUCACGUGUAAAGGUUUAUGUGUUCCAACCCAUUUGGUCACAUCACAAAAUAUCCCAAACUUCCACAAUAAGCAAAACACCUGAAAUUCAUGAUGAGAUCAGUGCUGUUGAUAACAGUUUGAUUCACAGAUAUUACUAUUUAGAAUAAAUAUUACAUUUUUUAUAAUUUGAAGAAUUCAAUAAAUGAACUUGUUCUUAAAUCAGAUUGAAUAAUCAAUGUAAAAUGCUUAUUUUAUUAAGUAGGUUUACUAUAGUUAAAAGUUGCAUCAUUGUAAUUUUUAAUAUUGAAAUUUUUCUGCAGCAUAUUUUGAUGAAAUGCAGUUAUAAAUAAAAGUCAACAAGCUUCCAGCUGA